Molecule: messenger RNA, 2324 nt
Organism: Penicillium pulvis
Lineage: Eukaryota; Fungi; Ascomycota; Eurotiomycetes; Eurotiales; Aspergillaceae
Exons: 6
Coding region: 15-2324 (769 amino acids)
Cellular component (GO): cytoplasm
Molecular function (GO): glycosyltransferase activity
Source: RefSeq, a predicted model, not a curated record
CCAAGCUUGUCGUCAUGGGUUCCGAACAGAGCGGCGUUUAUUGCACGCUGCUGUUGAGCGAUAACUAUUUGCCCGGUGCUAUGGUACUGGCGCAUUCGUUGCGCGAUAAUGGAACAUCAGCAAAGCUGGUUGCGCUCUUUACACCAAACACACUGAGGUCAGAGACGGUCAAUGAGCUUCGGACGGUCUACGACGAACUCAUCCCGGUCCAUUCAAUCGUGAAUGGCAAACCCGCAAACCUAUGGCUAAUGGACCGACCCGAUCUGAUUGCGACCUUCACAAAAAUCGAGCUUUGGCGCCUCACACAGUACGAGCGGAUCGUCUAUAUCGACUGUGACGUCGUGUCUCUUCGUGCACCAGACGAGCUCUUCUCACUGGACGAGAACUUUGCCGCCGCGCCCGAUGUAGGCUGGCCAGAUUGUUUUAAUAGUGGGCUCAUGGUUCUUCGCCCUAAUAUGCAGGACUAUUAUUCUCUGAAGGCACUGGCUGAACGCGGCAUUAGCUUUGAUGGAGCCGAUCAAGGAUUGUUGAACAUGCACUUCCGAGAUUGGCAUAGGCUGAGCUUCACGUAUAACUGCACGCCCAGUGCAAACUAUCAGUACAUCCCUGCAUACAAGCAUUUUCAGAGUACGAUCAGCUUGAUUCACUUCAUUGGUUCGCAAAAGCCGUGGAACAUGCCCCGGCAGGUAGUUCCGCUUGACUCGCCAUACAACCAGCUACUGAACAAGUGGUGGUCGGUCUAUGAUAGACAUUAUCACUCGCCCUUUGUUUCCUACUCGCAAUCAAAAAGCGCUCCACAGGCUUCACAAGGUUCGGGCUAUCCACAGGCUACUCAUUCUGCAGACCAGUCAGAAUCACUCAGAACCCAUCAUGAUCAUGAGCAUUGGCCAGAACCUCAUCAUUUCCCCCAUGCCGAGAAUCACAAUGUGCCUGGUCAGGUAUUAUCGGAGGCUAUGCAAGCGCAUAAUGAACAGCAGCACCAUGGCCACCAUGCAGCGACCCAGGAUUCUAUUGCGACCCAGAUGCCAGUCUUGAGUGCAGUUCCGCAGUAUGUUCGCGGAGAAGAACAGUAUUCGACGUUCAUACCGCCCGUUCCCUAUGCUCCCGCGCCGGUAAUUCAUGGGCACCAUGAAUCCUACGAAGCUCACCCAGAAGCCCAGCAAACGCAGCAUGAUCAUGAUCAGCACCACGAUCAGCACCACGAUCAACAACACGAUCAACAACACGAUCAGCACCACGAUCACCAGCAUCCCCAUCAGCAGCAGCACCACCACCACGAUCACCAGCACCAACACUCCCAAUCGUCUGACCAAGCUGAAGCUCACAUCCAUCACCCUCAACCCGUUUCACCUUCCGCAGUGGUGCAGAAUUGGCAACAAGCCCCCUCGCCUGAGCCAGAACAUUUCCAGGCGCCAAAGGCAGAAUGGGAUGCCUCCCGAGAACCACCACCGCUCAAUACUAGGCCCGAAGGUAUUAGCCUGGAGCAGAAGACAUACACUAUGUCCGAGGACACCGCGCUGUUUCAACCACCUCCAUCGUAUCCUGAAGCCCCCAAAAACAUGUACUACCAAGUCCCCGAAUCCAAGCCCGAGCCCGAAAGGGUUACAAAGAUCUUCCCUUGGGAAAAUCACGCGCCCAAGCCGACCAGAGUCUUCACAGAGCCAUCUGUUCCUCGUUCACCGUCUCCAGAACCGCCCAUACCUAUGCUUUCGCAACAGGCUGACCCUAUUCCUCUUGAACCGGCUCAAUCCGAAUCCACUCAAUUCGAACCUCAGCCUUUCCCACCCCAAGCAGCAUUCGAGCCUUCUGCACAAACCUACGAACAAUACUCUCGUUCCAAUGCCUGGGACGAAGACCUGGAAAUUCAGCGCUACAUGGAUUCCCUUCAACAAACUCGCCGGGGAAAGCCUCAGGUAAUAUCAGGCUCUGUGGAGGCUGACUCAAGCCAUAGCCGGAGUACCAGUAUGAGCACAAGCAACUUCUCAACAGCUUCCACAGCCACUACAGUCGGUACAUCCGCUGGACACCGACCAGGCAUGAAACUGACCGAUUUCCCCACGGAAGUCGAACGGCCAAGUCUCCCGGUGACACCGGCGCCGAUCCAUCGAAUGCGGGGCCUGGAGAGCGACGACGAUACAUCCACCCUACCUGCCGCAGAGGGAGUUCCAAACCAGGAAGAAUGGGUGGGUGUCACGGUUGAUGCGUUCUCUCACCUCCUCCGGGCCACUUACUUAUUAUGGCGAUCUACAGAACCCCCUGAUGCAGCUCGAAGAGCUCCGCCGUCGACAGUCCGCAGCUUGGGAGGAUCAAGAAGUCUUUUCUAG